Molecule: messenger RNA, 414 nt
Organism: Colletotrichum destructivum
Lineage: Eukaryota; Fungi; Ascomycota; Sordariomycetes; Glomerellales; Glomerellaceae
Exons: 2
Coding region: 1-414 (137 amino acids)
Source: RefSeq, a predicted model, not a curated record
AUGAUGCAUCACUCACUGAGACACCACCGGAAAGCGUAUCGCAAGAGGCCUCUCGCGGAACCUUCAGAGAGUCACAUCUCGAACCUUACCCGAACAAGACGCCAGCCAAAGAGACAAAAAAUACUAAAUAAUCCUGGACGUACCCAGGUCCGUGGCUUGCAUGAAGUCCCGUACCCGUUCGGCCAAUGGGAGCCACGAGGGCGGCUGUCGCAGCAAAACAAGCGCGAUAUAUCGUCCGACGGGGGAGUGUUGGGGGCCGCCGCAGGCGUGAGACGCUUGUGGGAGGCAACCUCCGAAGCACUUGAGCCGCCAAGCCGAAGAGCAAGGUCGGGCUUCUUGGUUCUUAUUCGUCGUCAGACCGCGCUAUUUAUCCUCGUUUGCGAGCCCCCCAUUGCGCUUUCGCUCCGCGGCUGA